UUUAGUUGUCCCAACCUGAUGAGCUGACUGGUACGCGAACGCAGCCGAUUCUUGUUAUGUUUAGACGGCAACAACCGUCAUUUUCUUCUCCAGUCGCUUAAUUAACAAGAAAAUGAAUCACCACUGAAGUCGAGUCGACGUUCGGAAAGGCUAAGUAAGCGGCGAUAGAAUCGGCCGCGACGAGCGCUCCGUAAACCCGCGUCCAGUCGGCGAGAGUCCAGCCUCAUCCUCCGCCUCCUCCUUCCCGGAGCUCCAGAUACAUGUUGGCGGCCGCAGCCCUCUCGCUGGUUCCGGGGGGGCUUCGAGCCUUUGUUCUCCCGCGGACGACGUCCGCCUCGGCUUCUGCGGCUGGUGGAAGGACCCCUCGUGUAUUGUUGGGGGCUUGUUGACGCGUUAAAAAUGGCAGCUUUUUGAAAAGGAGACACGGAGCGGUCGUGAAGCAAUGCUGCCGGGACGCUGCGGAGAAGCUAAGCAGGCUAAUGAUGCGUUAGCUCUCGGAUAAGUCCCACUUUGAACCAGCUCCAUCCUUGCUUUCCUCCUCUUUUUCUGUCAGAAGAAACCACUUUGUUGCCCGGAUUUCGGAAUGCUGAAUUUUUGCUGUCCGUCUUAAAGCUCUGUUCGAUUCCGAAGUCGCCCUUUCUCCUCGGUGUUUCGGGACAAUUCCUAAAAAUGGAUCCCUCCAGGAGAUGCUCGGCGAAAGUCCUAUACUGGUUGGCGGUGUGGGUUCUGGUCCAUUUGUUCGUGUUUGCCAACGCGUCACCCCCCAAAGCCUGCGACAAGUCGUGUCUGUCAGGGAAAUGUGUCAACGGGUCGUGCGUGUGCGAGCCAGGAUGGGUGGGCGACCAGUGCCAGCAUUGCCAGGGCAGGUUCAAGUUGAGCGAGCCUUCGGGAUUCCUGACGGAUGGUCCCGUCAACUACAAGUACAAAACAAAGUGUACCUGGCUUAUCGAGGGCUACCCCAACGCCAUACUUCGCUUGCGUUUCAACCACUUUGCCACAGAGUGCAGCUGGGACCACAUGUAUGUUUACGAUGGCGACUCUGUGUACGCUCCGCUGGUUGCUGUUUUCAGCGGGCUUAUCGUACCGCAGUUGAGAGGGAACGAGACUGUCCCCGAGGUGGAGACCACAUCGGGCUACGCACUGCUCCACUUUUUCAGCGACGCUGCCUAUAACCUGACAGGAUUUGAAAUAUUCUACUCGAUCAACUCGUGCCCCAACAACUGCUCGGGCCACGGCAAGUGCACGCCGAGCAACUCUGCGGCCAGCCGCGUGUACUGCGAGUGCGACAAAUACUGGAAGGGGGAGGCCUGCCACAUCCCGUACUGCCGCAACAACUGCGGCAGUCCCGACCGCGGCUACUGCGAUCUGACUGGCGAGAAGCUGUGCGUCUGCAACGACAGCUGGCAAGGCCCCGACUGCUCUCUCCGCGUGCCGUCCGCUGAGGCCUUCUGGGCGCUUCCCGCCGUCAAACCCUUCGGCGCCUCGCUGGGCCGGGCUUCCCACCGGGCCCUUGUGCAGGACAAGGUCAUGUGGGUCGUGGGCGGCUACACCUUCAACGUCACCUCGUUCCAGAUGAUCCUCAACUACAACCUGGAGAGCGACACUUGGAAUACGGUGCCCGUCAACGGCGGUCCCGCGCCCAGAUACAGCCACUCGCUGGCCGUCCACCAGGACGACAUCUACAUGUUCGGCGGCAAGCUGGAAUCCGGUCGGGGGAACGUGACGGACGAGCUGUGGGUGUUCAACAUUCCCGCCCGCUCGUGGCAGCGGCGGAACCCCGCGGUGGGCGCGCAAGUCUACGCGGUGGAGGGCCACACGGCGCACUGCGUAGUCCCUGAAGACGGCCAGGCGGUCAUGCUGGUUAUCUUCGGCUACUCGCCCAUUUACAGCUACGUCAGCAAUGUUCAGGAGUAUAAUCUCAGAAGCAACACUUGGAACGUCCCGGAGACCAAAGGCGCAGUUCCUCUGGGCGGUUAUGGCCACACCAGCACAUACGACCGAGCUGGCGGCAGCAUUUACGUCCAUGGGGGCUACAAGGCGCUGCUGGCUAACAAAUUCGGCCUGGUGGACGACCUCUACCGAUACGAUGUCAACGCGCGGACGUGGUUCAUCCUGCGAGAGAGCGGCUUUCCACGCUACCUUCACUCGGCCGUGCUCCUCAGCGGUACGUUGCUAGUGUUUGGCGGCAACACCCACAACGACACGUCGCUGAGCAACGGCGCCAAGUGCUUUUCCGCAGACUUCCUUGCUUAUGACAUCGCGUGCGACGAGUGGAGUGUUCUGCCGAAACCAGACCUGCGCAGGGACGUCAACCGCUUCGGACACUCGGCCGUAGUCAGCAACGGCUCCAUGGUCGUGUUCGGUGGCUUCUCCGGCGUCCUUCUCCACGACGUGCUGGCGUACCGGCCGCCCAGCUGCCGGGCCUUCGCUACAGAGGAAAGCUGCGCCGGCGCCGGCCCGGGUGUGCGUUGCAUCUGGAGCAGAGGACGCUGCAUUCCCUGGGAAGCUGGCGUAAACGCAGGGACCCUCACGCCAGCCCGCUUUUGCCCACCCAAAGCAGCUACCGUCGACGAGCGAUGCUACCGCUUCUCAGACUGCGCCAGCUGCACCGCCAACACCAACGGAUGCCAGUGGUGCGACGACAAAAAGUGCAUCGCGGCGUCCAGCAACUGCAGUGUUAACGUGAGGAACUUCACCGCUUGCCCCGUGCGCAACGAGCAGGUGUGCAGCAAGCUGGCCAACUGCAAGAGUUGCUCGCUUAAUCUUAACUGUCAGUGGGACCAGAACCAGUCCGAGUGCCACGCUCUGCCAGCCCAACAGUGCAGCGAGGGCUGGAGUCAAGUGGGCGAGGCCUGCUUGCGAAUCAACUCCAGCCGCGAGAGCUACGACAACGCCCAGCACUACUGCAAGAAUCUCCACGGCAACAUCGCCUCGCUCACCACCGCCAAGCAAGUGGACUUUGUUCUGGACCAGCUCAACAAGUUGCAGCAGCAGGACAAGCGUUUGUCGCCCUGGGUGGGUCUGCGGAAGAUCAACGUGUCGUACUGGGGCUGGGAGGAUAGCACGCCGUUCACCAACAGUAGUCUACGCUGGCUGCCCGGCGAGCCCAGCGACUCGGGCUUCUGCGCCUACCUGGAGGAGCCGCGGGUGUCGGGCCUCAGGGCCAACCCGUGCACUGCCACAGCCCACGGACUCAUCUGCGAGAAAGCCACAGGAAACCCCAACCAGAGCUCGCGCCCCCCAUGCAAGAAGUCGUGCUCGCUGCAUACCACCUGCGCCAACUGCACCAGCCAGGCCAUGGAGUGUAUGUGGUGCAGCAGCGCGCGCCGCUGCGUGGACUCUUCUGCCUACGUCAUCUCCUUCCCCUACGGACAGUGCCUGGAGUGGCAGACCGGAGACUGCCUGGCCCAGAACUGUUCUGGCUUGCGUACCUGCGGCCAAUGCCUGGAGCAGCCUGAGUGCGGGUGGUGCGGCGACCCCAGCAGCACGGGGAAGGGCCUGUGCACGGAGGGCUCCUUCCGGGGACCCGUCAAGAGGGGCCCGUCCCCUUCCUCCGACGCCACCCUGGAGCCGGGCCUCUGCCCCAAAGACAAAGGCUACGAGUGGACCUUUAUUCACUGCCCCGCGUGCCAGUGCAACGGCCACAGCACGUGCAUCAACGGCAGCGUGUGCGAGCAAUGCCGCAACUUGACCACCGGUCCUCACUGUCAGACCUGCAUGGCUGGUUACCACGGCGACCCCACCAACGGCGGAAAAUGCCAAGCCUGUAAGUGCAACGGCCACGCCAAUAUGUGCCAGGUGCUAACUGGCAAGUGCUUCUGCACCACCAAGGGCAUCAAGGGGGACCAGUGCCAGCUGUGUGACUCUGAAAACCGUUACCUUGGCAAUCCACUCAGAGGAACCUGCUACUACAACCUGUUGAUCGACUACCAGUUCACCUUCAGUCUCAUCCAGGAAGAUGAUAAUCACUACACGGCCAUCAACUUCAUGGCAUCACCUGAGCAGGCCAACAAGAACUUGGACAUGUCUAUUAACGCUUCCAACAACUUCAACCUCAACAUCACCUGGUCUGUCGGGUCCACAGCGGGCACCAUCUCCGGCGAGGAGGUCGCCAUCGUGUCCAAGAGCAACAUCAAGGAAUACCGAGACAGCUUCUCCUGCGAGAAGUACACCUUCAGGAGCAAUCCCAACAUCACUUUUUACGUCUACGUCAGUAACUUCUCCUGGCCCAUCAAGAUUCAGAUUGCAUUUUCCCAACACAACAGCAUCAUGGACCUCGUGCAGUUCUUCGUGACCUUCUUUAGUUGUUUUCUAUCGCUUCUGCUGGUGGCGGCGGUGGUGUGGAAGAUCAAGCAAACCUGCUGGGCUUCGCGCCGUCGAGAGCAACUGAUGAGGGAGCGUCAACAAAUGGCCAGCCGUCCCUUUGCUUCAGCCGCCGUCGUGAUCGACGCCAGAGGAGGCCAGUCCAGCGAGAUGCUGCAGCCGCUUUCCGAUGGUGCCCCGAAACCCGUUGCCAUGGAGCCGUGUUCUGGAGGCAAAGCGGCCGUGUUGACUGUGCUCAUGCGGCUGCCUUCAGGACCCGCCAACUUGCCCCCGCCAGGACAGUCAGGUUUGAUCGUGGCCAGCGCGCUGAUCGACGUUUCUCAGCAGAAAGCCUCGGAUUUUAAGGAAAAGUCGCUGGCGUCCAAGAACCGAAAAGCCCUCGCUCCGACACACCAGGGCACCUGCGUCUGAGUGUUUUUCUCCCCCCCCGACGUCGGACGUCGUCCCACAAACGAAAGCUCGUCCUGCCGCUCGAUUGCUGAGGAGCGCCGCCGAGAAUGGCUGAACUUCGUUGUCAAACGCCUCCUCGUUCUUUGCCCGGCGCAAGCCAAUGCGGUGAUCGCUAUGCAUUUGGGCAACCGACGCCUAUCGCUUCUCCUCCUUUAGUCGCGUUUUGCACGCCGUGUCCUAAAAGCACGCCGACGGUUUUACCGCCUGAAGGAAAUGUACAUUUGCAGCCAAAUGUCUUUUAGCGUUUAAAACUGGAAAAUCUCGGACCUUUGGAAGCGAGGCCUUCCCGCUUCUUUGUUUUCUACACCUUUUUCCCGCCGUUUUGUAUUGCGAGCGGGGGAGGGGAACUCUGUUUUUUUCCCUAUGCUGUACAGUGUUUGCUUUUGAAGAAACGUGAGUUUUUGUCUCUUCCCGAGGCCCAAGCGGGCACGUUUUCCUUUUUUUUUCUUCAAUUUACAAGACGAUUGUAAAUAAGAGCAUUUCUGUUGUUUUGAUAUUUAACACGAUUCCUGUUUAAUAGCACAUUUAAAUGCAUUUUGAUAGUCUUGUUUUUUGUUUUUUAAACCUUUCGGGCAUUGCCGUCGCAAAAAAAAAAGGUUAUGUUGCAUUAUUUGUUUACCGUGUGCUUCGAUGUUACACGGGAAUCCAAAAGACAAAAAAAAAAAAAGAGGAGACGGACUGUCUGUCAGUAAUCGUUGUAUUUUAACUCAUUGAGAGUGCUAGACGUCCAAUCCAAUUCGACUGGGGGGGCUGGCAGCGAUCGAUCGCUGCCAGCCCCCCCAGUCGAAUUGGAUUAGACGUCUAGCGCCGUCAAUGGCAAUGAAACUUGAUCACUCUAUGCCAGCCAGUCUCGCUGUCAAAUGGCAGCGAAUAGGUUAAGGAUCAACCACAUGAUGGAAUAUUAAAAAACGAGAAAUGAAAA
Molecule: messenger RNA, 5695 nt
Organism: Corythoichthys intestinalis (scribbled pipefish)
Lineage: Eukaryota; Metazoa; Chordata; Actinopteri; Syngnathiformes; Syngnathidae
Gene: atrnl1b
Product: attractin-like 1b
Exons: 28
Coding region: 670-4734 (1354 amino acids)
Cellular component (GO): Golgi apparatus
Molecular function (GO): protein binding
Source: RefSeq, a predicted model, not a curated record